Molecule: messenger RNA, 10961 nt
Organism: Hippopotamus amphibius kiboko
Lineage: Eukaryota; Metazoa; Chordata; Mammalia; Artiodactyla; Hippopotamidae
Gene: WNT3A
Product: Wnt family member 3A
Exons: 5
Coding region: 135-1193 (352 amino acids)
Biological process (GO): cell fate commitment; multicellular organism development; neuron differentiation
Cellular component (GO): extracellular region
Molecular function (GO): cytokine activity; frizzled binding
Source: RefSeq, a predicted model, not a curated record
CACCCGCGCACCCGCGCACCCUGCGGCCGCAGGAGGGCCCAGCGCCGCCGCCCGCGAGCUCCCAGGGCCCGGCCCGCUCCGGCGCCCGCGCUCUCGGGGCGGACUCCUGGCCCUCCGGGAUCUCCCGCCCGGCGAUGGCCCCGCUCGGAUAUUUCAUAUUCCUCUACGGCCUGAAGCAAGCGCUGGGCAACUACCCGAUCUGGUGGUCCCUGGCUGUCGGACCCCAGUACUCAUCCUUGGGGACACAACCUAUCCUCUGCGCCAGCAUCCCAGGCCUGGUACCCAAGCAGCUGCGUUUCUGCCGGAACUACGUGGAGAUCAUGCCCAGCGUGGCAGAGGGCAUCAAGAUCAGCAUCCAAGAGUGCCAACACCAGUUCCGUGGCCGCCGGUGGAACUGCACCACUGUCAACAAUAGCCUGGCCAUCUUUGGCCCCGUGCUAGAUAAAGCCACCCGGGAGUCCGCCUUCGUGCACGCCAUCGCCUCCGCCGGUGUAGCCUUCGCUGUGACGCGCUCGUGCGCCGAGGGCUCCGCUGCCAUCUGCGGCUGCAGCAGCCGCCACCAGGGCUCGCCCGGCGAGGGCUGGAAGUGGGGCGGCUGCAGCGAGGACAUCGAGUUCGGCGGGAUGGUGUCCCGGGAGUUCGCAGACGCGCGGGAGAACCGACCGGACGCGCGCUCGGCCAUGAACCGCCACAACAAUGAGGCGGGGCGCCAGGCUAUCGCCAGCCACAUGCACCUCAAGUGCAAGUGCCACGGGCUCUCGGGCAGCUGUGAAGUGAAGACCUGCUGGUGGUCGCAGCCCGACUUCCGUGCCAUUGGUGACUUCCUCAAGGACAAGUACGACAGCGCCUCAGAGAUGGUCGUGGAGAAGCACCGCGAGUCGCGCGGCUGGGUGGAGACCUUGCGGCCACGCUACACCUACUUCAAGGUGCCCACAGAGCGCGACCUGGUCUACUACGAGGCCUCGCCCAACUUCUGUGAGCCCAACCCCGAGACGGGAUCCUUCGGCACCCGCGACCGCACCUGCAACGUGAGCUCGCACGGCAUAGACGGUUGCGACCUGCUGUGCUGCGGCCGCGGCCACAACGCGCGCACAGAGCGGCGCAGGGAGAAGUGCCACUGCGUCUUCCACUGGUGCUGCUACGUGAGCUGCCAGGAGUGCGCGCGCGUCUACGACGUGCACACCUGCAAGUAGCCGGUGGGGGCGGGGCUCCUCCGUAGAUGGGGCGGGGCUCUGGGGUGGAGUUCCUGGGGGGGCGGGGUCCUCUAUGGCAGGGCAGGAGUGAGGCUCCUGAGUGAGACAGAGUCCUUCCCGACAGGUGCAGGGCCUUCGCUGGGAUGAAACGCUAGGGAUGGGGCUCCUGGAGGGUGGCAGGGUCCUCUCUGGGGGCGGGGCUCCAGGGAUGGAGAUUUCGCCUGCCAUUACCGUCCUCCUUCGAAGACUACAUGGUUCCAUCCGCGGGACCUCCUCUGUGUAGAGCAGUAACUCCUGGCAGAAGGAGCUGUGGAGAACCUACGGGGGGCAUCUUGCCUUCCUACACCUCCCACUAAGGUCUGAGGCCCAUCCUCCAACGAUGCGGGUGCCUGGAGGCCUGUGGCACUCCUCCCUCCGUCUGAUACCUGCCAACGCUCUCAACUAGGAGCCCUAUCAAGGAGAGCCUUUGCCGUGCAGAACCACAAGAACCUCCUGGGCUUGGGUGAAGGAGAUAGGGCCUGGCCACAGUAGGGGCUUGGAACACGAGGCCUGGCUCUGUCCUGGUUGCCCAGUGCUCGGCAUCAGACACCCAAGCCCUCUUCCCAGGGGCUGUUCUACUGUCACCCAGGCCCCAUAAAGGCGCCACUCAGGCUGAUCGGCUGUGCCCUCUACUUUGCUGACAGAAGUCCUACGCCUGGCUCUCCCUCCUCCCUGCCUUCAUGUUCCCACUUGCACCCCAUCCUAUCCACAGAAGAGGAGCAAAGCCUGUUGCAGUCUUGCUGUCGCCUCCCUCUUGGCCCCAGCACCUCUCCACCUCCCCCAUUCGCAGCUCCUUGUAAGGGAAAGGCGAGAAGCGGGCCUAGACUCCAAGGCUGCCCAGAACCACAGGCCGGCACUGCUGUCUAGGUCCUACUCAGCUCCAUACCCUGCCUUGGAGGCUCACUUUGGGUUGGGUUGUUUGGGAGAAUUGGAGCUGGGGCACGAUCCCACGUUGGUGCUACAGACAGAGGACCCAAAGACCCCAGAGGAGUGGUCUCCACCCCAGCCCCUAGUAGCCAGGAUGGACCCCCAGGUCCUGCUGCUAUGGCUACAGUGCACCAGACCUACCUGCCACUGGCCAUUGUCGUGGAGCCUCUGAAUGGCCAGUUGGCUUGUCCCUCCUUGCGUCUGACUCAUCCAUCCUGUGUGGGAAUGAGCGAGGCCGAUGGACCCCUCAACCAAUGCCCACAGGGACUUUCUGCCAGGUGCUGCCAUGCCAAGACCGCUUCUCCUCAGCCUCUGCCACUGUGAAAUGUUGCCCAGCCCUCUGUCCCUGAGGGCCUACCCUCUAGGCAGGGGGACAGAGACAGUGGCGAGGGGGGGACAACCUGCACGCCCCUCUAGGGAUACGACCUUCUUCUGCCUUGAAUUUUGCAUUUUGGGUUUUAAUUUUUAUUUCUGAUGCUGCUAUAUCCACCAUACACAGGAGCUAGACAAACAGAUGUGUUGUUGUUGUUUUCCUUUUCUUUCUAUGAAAGAAAUGAUUUUAGUCAUAGCUUGUGAGUUUCAAACAAUGGGGAAAGUAAAAAACAAACAAACAAAAAAAAGAGAGAAAAGAAAAGAAACAAAAAAACAAGCCUGUGGAUUGUGCUGGAUUUUUGGUGGUGGGGUCAGCAAGGCAUGGGGCCUGGAUUGGUCGUGACCCUCUGGGAGGGGCCGCGAUAGGAGAGUGUGGUGGGCAUGCUUAGCUCGGAGACUCCUGGGGCCUCUGCAAUGGCCUCCAGAACCAGAAUUCCAGGGGAGGAAAGAAGACUGGUCACUUCAAAGAAAGGAGGAAACAACCCGUGGUCUGGAAGUCUGGGACGGGGUAGACUGGAGACCUGGGGAGAAGACCCCAAAUGGAUGGACGUACAGAGAAAGGGGGAAGGAGGCCUGCCUGCUGCAGGGGAAUGUGCAGCAGGUAGGGCACCGUGGCAGCCCCCGUUGGGGAGACCCCACCCUGAGUCAGUGGUGCAGCAGGACAUCCACCAAGCCAGCUGAAAGCCACUUCCCCAGACAUCCACAACACGCUUCACUCAGUUGACGUUUGAGCACCAACUAUGUGGCCGUGCUCCCAGGGACUGGGGACAUGGCCCCUGUCUGGGGUCACCUUCUCAGCCCGCCAUGGGGCAUUCUAGGAGCCCAGUCUGGUUGGGAGGCAAAACAUGUUCCCUCAAUCUGAGGCUCACAACCCUGAAGCCUAGAAAUCAGGCAGGCACUUCUCUCUGGGCCUGGCCUCCUUCUAUCUGCUGCAAAGGCCACUUUAGAAGUAGAGCUCAUGCAGCUAAAUUCCAGUUGGGAAGUCACAAGGGACAUCCCUCGCUGGCAGAGAGCUGCUACAUGAAGUCAAGAACUCCCAGGGGCUCCCUCCUGCCUCUGUCCAUCCUCAGGCCAGAGGCCAGAGCUGACCCUGGACCUCUGGCCUGCCCUCCACCAUAAGGCAUAGCUCAGGUGUGCAAGACUUGGCCGGGGGUCUGCAGUCUCUAAAUGUAUGUCAGCCAAAUCCUGCCAUCAUGCUCAGAACCUUGGCAUGGGGAUAUUUCCAAGGUAGACAGGGGGAGCCUCAAGGACAAGUGAGGCAUCCUGUUGGCAGAAGCCUCACGUUGUCCCUCCAUGGCUAUAGCCUACAUCCACCCUCAAUCCAGGGUAUUCGGGGUAUGUAGGGCUGGGUGGGCCUCUGAAAACGGAGGCUGCAGGAACCAGGGGGUAAAAGGGUGGCUUUCUCAAGGCCACACCUUCACCUCUCCAAGCCAGCAGCAGGGUCCUUGCUUCUCUCUCUGUCUUUCCAUGCCCCCUCCUCCCCACUACUACCACCACCUCUGAGCCCUGCCCUGAUAUCCAGCCAGACCCACCAGGGGCCGGAAAGUUGAGGAGGCAGGAGUGGAGGAAUAGGCUGGGACAGGUGGAGGCUGGGGGCGAGACAACGCUGGAGCUGAGGGGAGGAGGCCUAGCCCUCUCCCUCUCAAAGGUCAGGCCUAGCACAGCCACCCUGUGUGAGCCAUAUGCUGGAAGCGGGGUGGGGGGCUGGGGGCAGACAGGUGCCUCAUAAUUGUGAGGUCCAUAGUGGCUGAGAGCAGAGGGAGGGAAGCCCAAUUCAGCUGGCUCCGUGGCUAGACAUCAGGACCACAUGGUAUCCUUGAGGGCCAAGGCCACCCUCUACUGACAGAGGGCCAUGGCUGCCUGGGCAGCGGUCCUGGACAGGGCUGUGCAGACUCAGCAGGGACAAGAACAUCCACGCCACACGGAGCCCUGCACUGGGAGAGAGCUGUGGUAGGGUAUGGGGAGCUGUCUGGUGGAUGAAGUGGGAGCACAUCAAGGGAGGGAGGGAGAAGGGUGGAAACAUGGUGAUGGGAGGUCUUGGCUUCAGCCCUCAAGACAGGACCCAGGGGACACCACCCCCUCCACCCUACCGGCCACACUGGUCUUUGCUGGAGGCUCCAAGCCACUGACAACAGAGCCAGAAGAGGCCCAGCGAGGCUAAGGGACUAGAGAAAGACACAGGGCUCUGAACUCCCAAAGCCCCUGCUCACACUCCAAAUGGUGCAUCAGCUUCCUGGUGUGGCACACUGACGUCCCACCCCAAACCCAUGGCCUUAUCGCUCGCAGCUCACUGUUCCCCACCAGCAGGUCCAUUUCAGGCCAGGUCACCCACUGUUCCAGGGUUGUAGCUGACCACCGAGGAUUCCCAGCUGGGUCCCCAAGGGGUCGGCUGGGGCCAGAUGGGCUGCAGGCAGACACUCUACAAAGAGGGAGACAGUGAUUCAGCGCACAGGGCAGUGUCCGAGACUGGAGUGCAAGUGGCCAAUCUCACCCACGGGUGUGAGUCACGGGCAUGGAGGACCCCAAGCCCACACAGCCACGAGGCAAUAGAGCCAGAUCAGACAAUGCCACACAGGGGUCAGGCCCUGGAGGUAGGAUGUGACAGAUGCCCCACUCAAGCCGCCUAUGGGCCACAUCCACAGUGCACAGACAGUACAAAUGGUGCAGCACCUCUAAGUUAAGGUCUGGGCAGGAGUUGCCCUAAUUGGCACCUGCUGGGAACCAGGUGCCAGGGGCUCCACAGAUGAAAGGGUAAGAGAGACAGGCUGGGCAGGGGGUGGAGGCAUAGCCACAAGGUCAUGAAGGUGAGAUGCCAAGAGAGGAAGCAGGAACAGAGCUGGGCCUCCUAAGGGAGCAGAGCCCAGAUACCCAGAAACUAGAUGGGAGCUACCCUGGGAGUUGAUGCAGAGGUACGUUCCGCCUACCUGGUCUCAGCUCUCCAACAGGUGAGGCCCCAGGCUCCCACUCACCAUCGCCGUGGCUCCGGGGCAGAGAGAGGCAGAACCCCACCAGGAGAGGCCCAUAGGUGCAUAGGACGGGCCCCAGUAAAUGGGCAAGGGGAGGUAGCAAGAGCCUGUGUGGAUGAGGAGGCAAAACCCUCAACUCUCUGCCAGCUGGGAGCAAGCCUCACCCAGGGCCUCAGUUUCCCUCCAGGUCAAGAGGAAGUGGGAUGAGGGGGCUCCCCAGGGCCUCUCUGCCCCUGCCUUUUGCUGAUGUGAGAUAUUCCAUCCACAGCCCCCUCUGGAGCCCAGCUGGCCCCCCUCACCUGCCAAUAUUAGCGCGUCCCCAUGAACCCUGGCCCAGCCCCUCAGCCCACCACCCUCUACUCCCAACUCAGAGGGAGGGCAGAACACAGGGCAGCCCGUCUGGGCCUCAGAAGCCACCUCUCCAGGGAGUUUACAGCCCCUCCCGCCAGCCCUGAAGAAGGAGGAAAUGGGCCUGGUGGGCCUGUUCACAGGUAGUUGAGACAGGAGAGGAAUAACCAUAUUAAAGGCCCGGAGGUAGUAGGGCCUCACCCCACCAGGGCCCCCCUUGGCCCAGCCCCCUGCAAAUCUCACACCCCCAGGGCAGCAGCUUUGAAGUCCUGGAGGGGGUGUGGCCAUCCCCCUCCUCCUGGGACCCCCACAGGUCCUCCCCUUCCCCCUCCUCCCCAUACUCCCACUUUCUGGGUCCUAAGGCCUCAGUUUCCACACUUCAGGGAUGUUCUGAACCACCCCAUCCCCCCACCCCUAUGCUGGGACAGAACUUCCAGGGCUGGGACUCCCAGAGCAACAGGCAGGGCCAGCUCUGGAUUCCCAAGCCUGGUACAGGGGGCCGAGGACCCCCAGCCAGGUUCCCUUGUCCCGCACAGUGAUGGUCCCCACCUCCUCAGCACAGCCUGUGCUGGAUGGGCUUCAAGGUCCUGCUGGCCAGGCCUUUGCCCCUGUCCUGAGGGUCUGGUCCAGGAGACAUGGCACAGCCCAUCCUGAGGUCUGGCCUGAUUUGGGGGGGGGGGGGGGUGUGGCCCCAUUCCCUCAGCUUUCGCCUUCAAGGGCCUACCCCUCCUUCAGACCCCUGUCCCUCCCCAAGCUGCUUGGCCCUCUCGCCUGCAACUCAUCUCCCUGUUUAGAACCCUGUGUCCCUUCAUGAAGCCAUCUGGUUGGGACACCCAAGAACAAGGCAUCCUGGCAGUCAGCAGCUUCCUCUCCAACAGGCCCCUGGCCUCCUGGCCUGAGCAGGAACAGGGCACCUUACCCACCCACACUGCCCUCCAGCUUCAAGUUCAGCUUCGGUCUAGAACGUGGACAACCUCCCAGGGUGAUGUCCAAGGCUUAGAGGAAAGGGACCGCCAUCCCACCUGGGUGGGAGUGCCACCAGCCCUUCUGUUCAUAGACACUGACAGGUAAACCGAGACCUACCGAAUGAGGCCUCUCGCCCCAGUGUGAGUUCAUGAAGGCAAAACUGCCCCAUUUUCUCCCUCCUUAUCCCACCAUAAAGUAGGGGGAUGGGGAGCAGCUGAUGAAGGGCGCUCCCACCUGCCACACCCUUCACUCCCUCCCCCCCCAGGUGACCUUGGCCCCAGAGAUUUGGGCAAUGGCCCCUUUGAUAAUUUGUGGGUCAUCUGGGUUGGCUCUCAAAAGGAGGUGAGCAUGCGGUACAGUUUCUAUGGCUCUGACAUCCUCAGUCUGGGCCCCUUAGGCAUUCUAUACUUCUGAGAGGUCUAUCCUUACAGAUACCAGGACCCAGCACGGUGCCCAGGGCACUGGGGAAGCCCUGGGGAGGGCCCCAGCCUGGGAGCUGCCGCUGCUGGCCUGGCAGCUGGGACAGGAGCUAGUCAGAAGGUGCUAAUUGAUGUUUAGAUCCAGGCUGGCUCCUCAAUCAUGUCUUUCUCUCUCUCUCUCUUUUUUUUAUUUGAGUCUCUGGAGCACACAGUAAACAGUCAUUUGGCUCUCAGGGCCCUGCAAAUUGGUGUUUAUGGUAUAAGGACCAGGACUCGUCCACCCAAACACGGCAGGCUGGGAGGGAGGUGCUGGGCCGGUAGGGAUGGCACGCCCUCCCGCCCAUGGAGGCCCGGCUUUGGGAGGGCCUUUCCUCCACUCUAAAGGAGGAGGCAGGCCUGCUCCCAGCAACCCCUGAGGCCUGCAGCCCAGCCUGAGACAAGGAGCCAGCCAGUUCACCCACCAGCAAUGGGCCGGCACUGGCCAGAAUCCUGCCAGCUGGGCACUUGUGUGGUUGGAGAUGGCCAAUACUUGAGGCAUUGCCUUUAAUCAAGGAGGGCUUCUAGGAGGAGGUGAGUUUCUGGGACAGAGAGGAACCCCAAAAGGGAGAUCUGAAGAUUCACCAGUGCCCUCAGAUUCCCCAGGGUUCUGUGUCCAAUCACAGCUCCUGUCUGAGCUCCUCCCAGGCUUCCAUCUCCUUCAAUUUUCUCCAAGUUCCUAUGGCAGAUGUCAGGACCCUCUACACACAUACCCUCUCCCAACCCCAGAGGCCAUCUGCAGAACUAAAGACAGGAAUGCCGGUGAGGCCCGGGCCUUGAUGCGAGAGGUUGCAUGGUGGAAUUCCAAGACAGCAAUGGGGAGGUCUUGGGAGAGAAGGGGGACUUCCCAACCUGUCUGCCCCUUGCCUGACAACCGGACUGCGGAGAGGCAGGCAGGCCUGUAUAGAACCUCCAGCAGGGCUCAACGGUCUUCCCAGGCUCCUUAGCUCCCUCUGCUGCCUACAGGUUACAGGGGUUCACUCCACCUCACCCUGGCUUGUCCAGCCUGUCAGCCUGCAACCUACAGAGACGCAAAGCCAGGGGCCCUGGGGAAGGCUGUUUGAUGUUUCGAUUUUGGAAGGAGCCCCAGAGAGCACAUGUGCUUCUUCCCUGAGUGUGCUUUUAGUUCCCAGGUCUGGGCCAGAGAACAGGAACCUUGGGAACAGAGGACAUGGGUUACACAUCCCCAAGCCAGCCGCCUCCUCUGUUCAAGAAGGAGGCUUCCCAGUGCUCAUAAGUUGGAGUUGGAGUGCCUCAGCCUGCACCCCUCACAAACUGGUGCCACCCCGAGCUAAAGGGGGAUCUCUAAGCCAUGGCUGGAGAAACUAACCUGGGCAAGACAUGGGGUACUCAGCACAUUAGUCAGGGCGGAGACUUAAGGAAAACUGAGACCGCACACCAUACCUUCUGGUCCUACCUGCAGUUCACUCUCACUGUCCUUCACCCUUGCCUCCAUCCCUCCAGUCUCAGGCAUCCCCUGGUCCCUGCUGCAGCCUUCUCACCACCUCACUGCUAUAACCUUUGUAAUUCCUGUAUCACUGUCCCCUGGGGACACUGGAAGGUCAGUGCCAGCUGCACUUCAAGGGCCCAUGCAAAGCAGAGGAGAAGCUGUGUAUGUGUUGCAUGUUGGGAGUGGGGGGCUCUGGUGCCAAGUUGGCCCAUCCCCAGGGCUUCAGGCCUCUGCAGGGGCCCUGACCAGCUCCUAGGGCUCAGCUAUCUCCCCAGCUGUGGACCCACUUCCCAACAGAUCCACCCUCCCCAGCUCUAGUCCCUAGGCAGGCCAGUCUGAGUAAGCCAAAUUAUCAGAAUGCAGGAAGGGAAUGCCCCUUGUCUAGGAGGAGAUUUGGGGAGUGGUUGGGACACCUGCAGUGGGCUACCCCUAUAAUACGUGACUCAGUAUCAGCUGUCCCUGCAGUGAUGCCAGGGGCUCCCCGUGUGCAUGCCCACCAUAGAGCCUCAUCCCAGCUCCUACAUCAGUGCCCUCAGGAGGUGGCCGUGAGGAAGGGUGUCCCAGGUCUCAGGAUGACAGCCCAGCAGCUGCUCACAUUGCAAACAGGGAAACUGAGGCUGGGAAAGAGGCAGGCCUUGUCCCAGCCUCUCAGAGCCAACAGCACAUUGAGGACAAGCGGGAUCCAUACCUGGGUCACCCCUGCCCUGGGAGCCCACCGGGAAGGGACCACAUCCAGCACGGGCAGCUCCAGCUGCGCAAGUGUCCAGGAAGAACAGGUGCUGCCCGGGACAGGAUCAGGGUCAGUCUGAGAUCAGAAGUCAGCCUGGCGCUUCAGAGCUGGGUCUGGCGCUGCCCCUUGCCUGUCUCCAGAGGGCUGGUCUUUGUAGAUGUCCUCCACGGUAAGGGGGAUGGGUGGCCUCGCCCAGGCUCCUGGACACCCCUGCGAGUGCAGCAUUAGCCCCCUGGUCCCCAACCCAUGCCUAGGAGCCUCAGGUCUGAGUCUCCCACCCAUUGGACCAUCGGGGAGCUGCCCUGGCACUUCCCAGGAGGCCACAGCCCUGCCAGCACUUGUUUGACAAUACUGCUGCAGGGGUGGGGGUGGGGGGUGGAGAUUGGAGACUUCUAGCCUCUCAGAUGGGGAAGAUGGACACCCCAGCCCACAGCUGAUGUGAGGAAGCUGGUGGGGCUCCGACCCAGCACCCACCCACUCAGACUAGGAGGAUAGUGUGUCCUCCUGCAGGGAGCUCAGCUCAGUUCGCCCCAGGGUAGCUGAGGAUAACAGGUACGGUGGGGACUCAGGGAGGGGAGUGUUGCUGCAGGUGGGAACACUGCAGGUGAGAAGGACACCGCAAGUGACAACGAUGCAGAUGGGAAGGAGAGGGCACAGGUGGGGAGGAUACAAGUGGGGUCACUGCCGGUGUGGGUGCUGCAGGUGGGGACAGUACAAGAGAGCAUACUACAGGUGGAGCUGCACACAGCACAGGUGCGGUGCCUCAGGCUAGGGCACACUCAGGUGGUUCAAACCCGCUCUCUUCCUCUCCCUGUCGCACGGCCUGCCCUAUGGUGGACAAAAAGAGUGGAGUUUUGCUCCUGACCCCAGGUUUAGCCCUUCCUCUGGGCUGACUCUCAACUGUGAGCUGAGCCAGGCCAGACCCACAGGGUCCAGCUCCUGUAUCCCAGCCCAAGGCCGACAUGAGAAGUGGGACAGGCCACCAUCCGUUCUGAUAUGCUUCCACAGCCAGCAGGUUCAGGAGCAGGUGCGACCACGUCCUGUUUCCCCUCCCAUGGGGCCUGGGGUCCCCGAGCAGGCCCAUGGGUUGAGGGACAUGAGGACACAUCUGGACCCUGGAAUAGGACCAGAGGCCUCGCCGGGGCUCGAACCCAGCCUGGCCUGACUUGCUGGGAGGCAGCAGCACCAGCCCAGCUAACACCCCACCUGGACAAGCCCCCGGCACGGCCAGAAGUCUUGAUCUCCGGGUCCACUCCAGUGUCAGGCACUUGUCAUUGGAUCCAGGGUCAUCUCAUCUCAAGAUUCUCAACUAAUUACAACUGCAAAGACACCAUUUCCAGACAAGAUCCCAUUCUGAGGUUCUAGACGGAUGUGACUUUUGGGGGACACAAUUCUAACUCCCUGCAAAGCCUGUGGGGUAAACCGAGGCACUGCCGCUAUCUGGCUGCACCUCUGGAAGACUUCAUGCCAGUACAUGUCGCCAAGAUGCCCUUAGGUCCUAACCCCCAAGAAGAU